AUGGUGGUAUUGAAACUUAGUACUUAUUUUGUGAUGAAUGUACCUACUUCUGUUUGCAAGCGGAGUCUCAAAAUUCUCCAUCUUCAUUUGGUUGCAUUAGUAGAUGACGACUCUAUCUAUAGGCUCAUCUCUGGCUGCCCAGUGCUUGAUGAACUGAGUAUGGUGAGAUGUGUUGGAAAAAAUGUGCGUGUUAUUCAUAUUUUUGCACCCGUGCUUACAAAGUUGUUUUUAAAAGCAUUGGCAUAUUAUGAUGGAUCUGAGUCUGAAGUUCCUGCUCACAAGAUUGUUCUGGAUACCCCAGCUGUUCGGUACCUGAGUCUUGAUACUGAUGUAGUAUCAGUAGGAGGUUAUUUGGUAAAGAACCUACGUAUACCUCAUCUCAUCAAUGUUAAUAUUGACAUUGAAGGUCCAUUUAGGAUGGGAUCCCAUGAAGUUGUUUCUAAGGCUGUAACUGAUCUUCUCGUGAGGAUAUCCAGUGUUCAACGUCUAGUCCUACGGGGUAAAUUCAUUGUGGUUCUUCAUGAGCGUAAUUAUCGACUGCCUAUGUUUCAUAAUGUGACCUCAUUGAAGCUUGAUUCGGGCCUCUUUCGUUAUCCGGGAUAUGAAGCUGGCGAUCCCUUGAAUUGGAAACCACCUCGGAAUGUGCCAACGUGUGUAGUCUCUCAUCUCAAGUUAGAGGAGAAGGAACUGGUGGCGAUUGUGGAGGAACUUUGGGAGUUACCAGUUGGCUCAAAGAUUUGCAAGUGUGCUGCGUUUGGUUGGAAUAAUGGGAUCAAUCUCAAAAUGCCUGAAGCUCUAUGGGGGAAAAACUGA
Molecule: messenger RNA, 813 nt
Organism: Rhododendron vialii
Lineage: Eukaryota; Viridiplantae; Streptophyta; Magnoliopsida; Ericales; Ericaceae
Product: F-box/FBD/LRR-repeat protein At3g26920-like
Exons: 5
Coding region: 1-813 (270 amino acids)
Source: RefSeq, a predicted model, not a curated record